Messenger RNA from Pygocentrus nattereri (red-bellied piranha), 4774 nucleotides. RefSeq names its product sarcoglycan, beta (dystrophin-associated glycoprotein) (gene sgcb). The coding region runs from base 193 to 1137 and encodes 314 amino acids. NCBI's taxonomy places the organism in Eukaryota, Metazoa, Chordata, Actinopteri, Characiformes, Serrasalmidae. Gene Ontology annotation, cellular component: sarcolemma; sarcoglycan complex. Gene Ontology annotation, biological process: muscle organ development. The transcript has 6 exons. The record is from RefSeq and is a predicted model, not a curated record.
UCGUUACGGUAGUUUAUAUUCGCCCGACUGUAAACUCAGUGCUCGGUGUAAUCCCUGGUGUGUGAGAGUGUGUGAUGUAUCAGUGUCGUGUCUGUGUGUGUGUGAGUGUGUGAGAGUGUGUGAGUGGUACAGUCCAGCGAGCGCUCAGCUCAGCGCUGCUCACUGAACACCGCGCAGGGAGGGAGGGUCAACAUGGCGUCCGAGCAGGAAAGCUCGAAUGGGCCAGUGAAGAGGUCUAUGCGGGAGAAGGCCAUUGAGCGAAGGACUGCUAAUAAAGAACACAACAGUAACUUCAAGGCUGGAUAUGUCCCCAUAGAGGAGGAGAGACUGCACAAGACAGGGCUGAGAGGUCGAAAGGGCAACUUUGCUGUGUGCUUCAUCGUCCUGCUCUUCCUGCUCGCUCUCAUUAAUCUCAUUAUAACUCUGGUUAUCUGGACAGUAAUUCGAAUAGGUCCCAAUGGCUGCGACAGCAUGGAGUUCCAUGAGAGUGGUCUGCUGCGUUUCAAACAGAAGGCUGAUAUGGGCAUCGUCCAUCCUCUACAUAAGAGCACUGUGGGAGGGAGGAAGGACCAGGAUCUCGUCAUCACUGGUAACAACAAUCCGGUAGUGUUCCAGCAGGGCGACACCAGGCUCAGCGUCGAGAAAGACAAAACAUCUAUCACCAGUGAUUUAGGCGUUUCAUUCACAGACCCACGCACUCAAACUACAUUCUUCAGCACAGACUUCGACAACCAUGAGUUCCACCUGCCCAAACAGGUCAAGGUCCUCAAUGUGAAGAAAGCCUCCACAGAAAGGAUCACUAGCAACGCAUCCUCUGACCUCAUGAUCAAAGGUGAUGGCAAGGCAAUCAUCCGAGGCAAUGAGGGUGUCUUCAUUAUGGGCAAGACUGUCGAGUUCAGAAUGGGCGGUGAUAUUGAGCUCAGAGCUGAGAACAGCAUUGUCCUGAACGGCUCAGUGAUGUUCAGUCCGUCCCGUAUUCCAAACACCUCUUCAGGGAGUGAGCUGUACUUCGAUGAGGGGCUGGAGCGGUACAAGCUGUGUAUGUGUGCAGACGGGACUCUGUUCAGGGUUCAGGUCAAAUACCACAACAUGGGCUGCCAAACCUCGGACAACCCCUGUGGAGCGGCACCACACUGAGAGAAGGGAGACGCCACUGGAAAUGCUCACACUCACACACAGACACACAAACAUACACACAUCUGUCUAUAUUAUAGAAAAUAUCUAUAAAUAACAGUUACAGAGAUUUGGGCUGUCAGGAUCUAUCCAUCUAUCGCUAACUACAUCCAUAAUUGAAUAAUCUACUGAUUAAUUUUACAAAUAAUGGGAAAUGGUGUAACUGGAUCACAUGAACAAUAACAAACCAUUCAUGACUUUCCAAAAUUCCAAAACAUUGCAUUUGGAAAUAGACAAACUAGGACAUCCUUAAAAAUACACUGCUAUCCAGAAGUUUGGAACCGCUCUCUAAAGGUUUGUGAUAAUAUAAUUCCAGUUUGGUUUCAGAUAAAAAAAGAAAUUGUUCUAAUAUGCUAGUCUUGUGCAGCUCCUCAGAAUUGAAAUAGGUAGUACAAAACUAUAAAUAGAAAUUAAGACACCUUAGAUGUGUCUGGAAUGAUGAAUGGAACUGUAGAAGUUCUAAAAUAACAAAGUUGUCAACAUCAAGAAUAAAGAAUCAAAUUAGUUCAUUAUAUUAAGAAAAAUGAUGAUUAAAUUUCAAGGCAGAUAACCUUAUGUUAAAAGGGUUGAAAUCACUUGACAAAACAUUUUUUUUAUUGUUUUAUUUACAACAGUGUGUAUAUAUAAACACAAUCUUGCAACUUGCCAGCUAAAAAGAAGGUCAAUUUAAAUAAAAGAUUUUUUUGAUAACUGAGGUUAGAUGGGUAAUCGUGACAGCCCUGCAGGAGACAGCUGUGUAUUAAUAGAUUCAUAUACACAGCUAUGCUUACAUGGAACCGUACCUACUAGCAUACCUCAUCAACUUAUGACGUGUGUUCACCUCACACAAUUGGCACAUACACUCGCACACAUUCAUAUAAUAUUCAUAACCAUAAACCUUAUCAUUUAAACACUCCCUCUUUUAUUAUAAUGAUUUGGCCAAAGAACACUCUGACUUUUAUCACUAAAGCCAACAUCCGUAGGAAUAUAUAUUGCUUUUUUUUUGUGGAAUGCGUUAUCAGGGAAGGUCUUUAGAUGUUUUGGAGGUGAGCAAAAGUCCACCUUCCAUGUUGAUGGAAGAUAUGAAAACAAGAAUUUUGUUUUUAAAAGUGCCAUGAAUUAUGCUGAAUAACAAACUUACAAGGUAAAAAGGUCAUUUUUGAUGUCAGAUUGACUUUAAUUCACCUCUGCCAUUUUACAGACUUUGAGCUUCCUGCCCUUUAGCAUCACUUUGUUUUUGUUUUGUUUUUAAUGAAGGAUUUAUGAAGAUUUCUGCUGGAUGUAUUUAUAAGCAGCCUGGGCAGUAUUAUAGAAGUGUUUACCAAGCCUUUGUGGAGUGACUGACAUUAUAACAUGAAAAUAACAGUUUCUCCAAUAUAGAACCUUCAAGACUUUAUACUUCAUCUAACAGGAAUCAGCCCUCCUCCUAAAUCCAAGGCUGUCGUUCUUCUUGUUUGGUCAAAUAAGAGGUGAACAGUAACAAGAUUUACUUUGUCUAGCAAUUUCACCGCAUUCAUAAUGAACACCAUCACUAAGAGUCAAUCCACUUGGGUCUUCCUCAGUGAAAUUUUCAUAUUUUGUUGAGCUAGAGCCUGUGCUGCACCAGGUCUUACAUCUAUUUAUAGCAGUGGUUCCCAGGCUGAUCCUCAGGACCACCCAUGUAGUCCACAUUUUUGCUCUAACACAAUUUGCAGCACAUAGGAAUGAUACAAGAAUGUGGGCCAAUCUGGGAGCCCCUGAGGGCUGGGUUGGGAACCACUGCUUUAUAGGAUCUGUUCCACUGUUUUUAAUGUAUUCACAUAGAUGUAUGUAGGCAGCUAGUCCUGGUAACAGAUGCCUUGGGUAAAUUUGCACCUGAAUAGAAUGGAUUCUGAUUGAGUUCCCAGCCAUUCCAAUCACAUACCACUCUGAAGAUUGCCCUGCUCGUGCAACUGUCCAAGGAGCUUCUUAGAUGUAUAGUUUGCUAGCUUGCAAAGUUUCUCAGCUCUGAAAUGGAUUGUAACCCAUGUGUGAUGUUGAUGUGUUUCUUACUCAGUGGUCUGGUCACCCACUGCAUUAUUGUUUUGUCAAAUCAAUACAGCCAUAACAAUUUAUGUAAAAAUGAGUGGCCAACGUAGGGUUCUCCUUUAGCAGCUGUAGCCAGUCAGCAGCCUGUGCAUGUUGUCCACCCUCAUACACAUGGACACGUUCCCCACGGGCUCACCCCAACACCACAUGUUUAAUAUAAAUGUGUGGGGGUGAACAUGGGUUAUUUUAUAUGUUCUUCACAGAAAACGAGCAAAGGCCAAGGAAUCUGAGGUUAAAAUAAUAAUAAAUCACAAUUUCUUAUUUUGGUAAACAUUUGAAAAUGGGUCCUAUAGACUCCACCACAUGAGGGUUGAAGAGCAUGAAUUUGAAGGUACUUUUGAACAUGCUCUUCAUGGCUGUGAUUGGCUAGAAAAAAAUUAGAGGGCUGAUUCCAUUGCAGUGGCUACAUGAAUCCAGGCAAAAUUAUAUCUUCUGAAUUCAAGACUUGUUGGCAGCUGAAAGAAGCGAUGCAUUAAUGAGAGAAUGAGAUAUAUUACAUAAUCACAGUUAUUGCCAAAAAUAAGCAAAUAUGUUGAUGUAGUAUUUUGUCAGUGUGGAAAUGAUUUGAUCAAGUAAAUUCAGUGCAUCGGUUUUGCAGACUGAACAAAUUUCAGCUCAUUUUCUCAAGGAGCUGCUUAACGGUGCUGAGAUGUGUUGGCAUAAUGUGUAGGCAGACUUUGUCUGGUGUUAGGAAGAAUGGGGUAUUUGCAAUAUCACGUAAGUCUUCUACAAUAUGCAAGAAUGAAACUGUGGAAGCAAUUAUGAUAGUAUUCUGAAUUGGGUUAUAGUAUUUUAAAUCAUCUUGUUACCACUAUUUAACAUUUCAUAUAAUGCUGUGUUAUUGUUUUGACAAUGUUCUUCACAAACCUAUGUGCUUUGUCAUGGCUUCCUUUCUUGCCUGUGCCACAUAACUUGUUGAGCAUCUCCGUCCUACACCUGUUUUGCACCAAAUUUGAAGUCUAUAGUACAUACAUACAGAUAUAUAUAAAAACUGAUGUUACAGGUUCAACUGAAGUGUCUUGCAUUGAAAGUGCCCAGUUACAUGUACGUUUUUCAGAGUGCCAUACGAUUCUUAAAAUAUUUUACGUUUGUGCUGCAAAAACAGGCAUGAAUGCACUACAACUUAAUGAAGUUAUUUUUUCAGCUGAUGCGGACGUGUGUUGUGAUUUGAAUAAUAUCUUUUGAUAAGAUGACUAGAAAGCAUCUAUAUUUAAUUUGCUUGAUAUUUUGUGCAAUAUAAAGCUUAUUCAUAUGUUUGGGUCUCAGUGUUCAUGUGUGGUAUUUAUUUGAUAUACAUGUUUCUGUUUGUUUUGUUCAGCUGCAAAGAGUUCAGAUGACCGUACUGCAUUUUUACUAAUGGCCAUUAACUCUGCAUCAUGUUUGUCGUUUUAUCUUCAUCUGAAAUGGAGAAGUUUGGUCUAUUGGUUUGGUGUUGUAUGUGUAUGUGCACAGACAGGCAAUUGUGCAGCUCCAUUUUUAAACGGAAAAAACAAUUACAUUUUUCAUGACAAUGUUUGCAUUGGAUACAAAUAAAUAAAUAACUGUAAAGAAUAAA